Messenger RNA from Pyricularia oryzae 70-15, 3466 nucleotides. RefSeq lists its product as uncharacterized. NCBI's taxonomy places the organism in Eukaryota, Fungi, Ascomycota, Sordariomycetes, Magnaporthales, Pyriculariaceae. Bases 460 to 3048 code for a protein of 862 amino acids. The transcript is spliced from 3 exons. The record is from RefSeq and is a predicted model, not a curated record.
CGGACGAGGGCGUGGGAGAAAGUGUGAACUGCUUGAAGACGUUUGGUACAUAUCUGCGGUCAAGUCCAGCUCUUCCUUGUCGCCUCUAUACGCUCUAUCUGUUUACCCUUUUCCCUUCCUUUCUCUUUUGGUUUCCUACUCGUAGGCUCACUCGUUUUAACCUACUUACAUUCAUUCCUUGGAACCUUUCAGCCUUGUGGCUGUAAAAUAUUUCCCUUCUUUUUUUUUUUCUAUUCUAAUACUCCCUUCUUUUAUUCAAACACUUUACCCCACAAUCCUUUAUACUAUUAUUCAUCCGAACGAUACUUUGACUUACCAAGCCCAGCUUCUAAAAAUUACUUGGGCCAUCACGAAACGUCAUUGAUCGCGAUAUUGCUUUGAUCAGCUUCCCAUAUAAAUGGUUUCUUUCUUUUCAUACAUGCGCUUUGCCCAACAACAGAAGCAAGGCUUUCGCCCGGAAUGGAGGUUGUUAUAUCUUCUAGAGACGAUGGUGUGUCGGAGGUGAUGCAGGAGUGGACUGAGGAUGAGGAGGUAACACGGAUUAGGAGGAUGCGAUCCGGCGAGUGGAUGGGUUCCUCCCCGAGGAAGCCCACCCACGACAGGAUGAGGAGUGAGGCAAGUUCGGCGCACAUGAGGAAUUUUCAGAGCGAGAAGGCCAAGGGCCGCCAAACAGUCAACUGGCCCUUUGCGAGCGUCACGAGCGAGACGACAACCGUUAUGUCGAAUCCCGCCAUGCCCGACUUCCCACUACGCAGGAGGAGACAGACAUGGCAGACGCCCGGGAUAAGGGACAGCGACAUCUUCAGCGUCGAUGGAUCCAUUGUUCCCGACUACGUGAGGAACUACAUCCGAGGAGAGACGCCCGAGUCCCUUGCCAAAAAGCGAAAGAACAAUGGACGCCUGGCCGAACGAGACGUCGAAUACAACGAGGACGGAAUGGGACACAGCCGCCUGCAGUCAAGGGCAGGUGAGCUUGGUGGUUUCGGGGCUGAUGACGGCGGACAUUCGACGAUUGGAUCCGACAUGAGUGGUGACGACAGACGCCAUCUGAUGCGAGGGGCCGGAGGUGACGGCCGGGGGAGUGGCGGAUCAUGGGGAAGCUUGGCGGGAGGCUGGAGGGCCGGAGUCUCGGUGAACCUGCUCAUCGCCUUCAUCGUGUUCGCCGGCAGUCUGGCCUGCUUCAUUGUGGCCCUCGCCGGGAGCCGUCCGGCAAAGCGGCUGCUGACCAACGAGGCAAGCAUCUUCAACGGGUCCUGCACCGAGGCGUCCGGUGUCAGCUAUGGCCUGCAUGCUCUUGUCAACGUUCUGGGGCUUGUAGGCAUCGCUGGUGCCAACUACGUCUUCCAGGUGCUCACGAGUCCGACACGUGCCGAGGUCGAUGCUGCUCACGCAAAGAAGCAGUGGCUUGACAUUGGCAUCCCUUCGGUGCGUAACCUGGGACGUAUUGCUCCCAUGCGGAGUGUACUGGCCCUGGUCCUUGUGCUGGUGGCCGUAGCCUCGCAAGUAAUCUAUAAUUCAUUAAUCUUCACGUCGCAGGCUGGGGUUGGAUACAACCUCGUCUUUGUAACGGAAUCGUUCUUGACCGGAGCCCCAUUCAGCAAUGCAACAUCCAACAACGCAGGGAGGCUGGGACGCCUCGACAUUCUCUCACUGCAAGACCAGGCCAGCCGCAACCAGCUGGUGAACAUGACGGCGGCCGACUGCAUCUCACGGUUCAGCGGCAACUUUGACACGGAAUUCAGCGCCGCACUCUUCGUAACACGCCUCGACGACCCGAGCAACUCGCUCGUGCAGACCGCCAGCCCAGCCUCUGCAGUCCGAUUCGGCGUCAACCCGGUGGCGGCAAAGGCUGUAACGGCCGACGCGGCUCCAAUCAACCCCGAUUCCGUGCAGUUUUGCCUGGCUCGGCGGGCAACCACCGAUUCAAAGACGUGCACCGUAGUCCUCAACGGAUCGCUUCUCGGGCUUGUGGUGCUCCUCAACCUGGUGACACUUGUUGUCACUGCCCUAGUCCUGUUCCGGACAUCGAGGGUUUCCAGGCCACUCGUGACCCUCGGAGACAGUCUCUCAUCGUUCCUCCAGGUGGCCGAUGAGACUACGCAGGGGUCUUGUCUAAUGAGCAAGACGGACGUGUUGCAGAAGCGCUGGGGUCUCCGUGAGAUCAAGUACUGGGUCCCCACGGCCCAGUACUGGUUCCAAAGUGCAAGCCUGCCCCGCUGGGUGUUCAUUUGCUCUAUAUGGACCGUAAUGACGGGACUCACAGCCUCGGCUCUGGCUAUGAACCUGUCGCGCAAAAACGACUCGUCGGCAGACCGGCCUCUCACGACGCUCGGCGUCGCUUCAGCAACUGCCGUGUUCCCGCUUGCGUCAGAUGUUCCGGCAUUGGGCGCGUGUCUGAUUGCUGCACUCCCGCAACUUCUACUGGCCGUGUUGUAUCUGGCCACCAACAGCCUCCUGACUACAUUCUACUUGAGCCACGAGUCGGCGCUGUACGCAUCCGGAACCCCCAUGCCCCUGCGCGUGUCUUACCAGCCACAGGGCGACCAAACCACCAGCCUCUACCUUACGCUCCCGCGUCCGCUUUCCUGGGGCCUGUGUGCUGGCUUCGGCGGCAUGGGCUUCCUGCUAAGCCAGAGCGUCUUCGUCGUGGGCGCCAAGCUCAACGGCAUGACUGGCGGCGACAGCAUGGAAGCCUCGUCGGAAAUGGUUGGCCUCGGCUUCAGCGACACGGGACUCCUGGUCCUGCUGGCCGUGGUCGCCGUUCUCGGGGCCGGAGUGGUGGGUAUGAGCCUCCGGCGCGCCCCCAGAGCCACCACGGCCGAAGGUCAGGCGCCAGGCAACCCGCUCGUGCUAGAGGCGGGCAGCUGCAGUGCCGUCAUCAGCGCCCGGUGCCACAACACCGAGCCCGACGAGCCGAGCGACAUGGCGGCGAGGAAGCUGAUGUGGGGAGUCGUCUCGCCUAUGUUCCGAAACGACAUGGAGGUGGCUCACUGCGCCUACUCAUCGCGUGGCGUUGAAAGGUUAGGGAUGACGACUGGCUAUUCAUGAAAAGGCCAGUUUUGUCACUUCCCCCCAUAAAAAAAUGUUUACUUUUCUUGCGUAAACUAUUUUUUUAGUUUUCUUUGUACACCUUUCUUCUCUAUGUCUUUUUCCUUUUGUCUUUUUUUUUACUCGGUUCGGAAAAGGGAAAGGGAAACGUAUCUCAGGCGCUACGGCUGACACGGGUGAACAAGAAAAAGGCAGCAAGGUGUGGGUUGUGUGUGGGCUGGCUUUUUUUUUCGCUCUGGACGGGGGAGUUAUUGGAUUGUUACUAUGUACUUGCAGGGCGUUGGAUUAUACCCGGUAUGGAAUCAUUAAAUGGUCCAUUUUGCCACUUUUCGCUACUUUUUUUGUAUUUUCAUCAUUUUAAUUCUCUUGUUGUCUAAAAAACAACGAGGCAACAAAAUACAGGAAAGAGUUGGUCAGC